UUUUAGAAACAUGAAUCGAAGGAAUGUUAAGCCCCAAAACCGAUUUUGUUUCUUAUGUGGCUAAAAGUUGACUUACUGGUUAUUGGGAAAUGUUUUUUUUUUCCUUUACAGAACUUGGAUAAUAUAUGGGAAUAUCUACAUACUCAACAUCUAUAUACACAUAUAGGAUAGGGGAGGAAUGUAAUAGCAAUUCAGGAUGAUUGUACAAGAGGAAAAAAAAAACAGGUUGUAAGUGGAGACUGCUUAGUUUAACACCUUGAGGGAAAAUACCUUAAUCUGAAAGCAUAAAAUCAACCUGCUUUAAAGAGAGAAGGGUGGUGAGCUAGGCAAGAGCAAAUAGUUGAAAGUAGAUGCAGUUGGAUAGAAAUUACCAUGUAGAAGCCUCUUCAGAGCAAGGCAAGGCUAUGUGUUUAUUGAAACAGUGAGAAAUACUUCUGAUGUUAUUCUGGAAAUGCCAUCACCUGUUCUUGGAAGAGCUUAUCAAAAGGUGCAGGAGAAUACAUGGGAAUACAUGGAUUGAAAAACAGCCAACGUGAGAUACAGGGAAAGUUUAUGCAAUGGCAAUAAAACAAGAGUGAAGGAAAACUGUCCUUCAGGGCAUCCUGAGACAACGCCUCUUUCAUUUAUUCUUACUUGAAAACCAUGCUUGGAGACAUGCAGUAGGAAGGAGGUUUGAGCUUUAGAAAACAGCAACAUAUCUGCUAAUGGGAAAGUAUACAAGAGUUGUGACUAUUUCUGCAUUGACAUUCAUAUCUCAGGUUCCUUGUGUGCAAAUGCAGAAGAGCUGCACAAAUGCUGACAACUGUGCAGACACAGAAUGGGUGCAGCUCUGGUACAUCUGGCUUGUCAUCGCAAUUUGUGGACUCUUCCUCUUCUGUGGCAUCGUCUGCCUCUGUGUGCGGUGUUGCUGUCUUAAGUGCUACCAUGCAAGAGAAGAAACAAGUCACCCACCCUAUGAGGUCACAGUCAUUGCAUUUGAUCGAGACAGCAGCACCCUUCAAAGCACCAUCACUUCCCUCCAUUCAGUGCUUAGCCCUGCUGCUCUGAGAAUACUAGCAGUAGCUCAUGCCCAAAGUGCUGGGCAAGCAAGAUCUCAACCUGCUGGGACAGAGACACCACCAGUUUAUGAAGAGGCCAUCCACAUGAAUAGAUUCACUGUGUCCAGAAGCAGAGAAAGACCCCCUGAUCUUCAGCCAGUGCCAGAGGAGAAGCAGACAACUAAUGUGGAAAGAAAAGAAGUAUAAACAGUAUGUCCAUGAAACUGCAUGAGUAUAGCCAGUAGGGGUGUGCAAAUGUUCAUUUUAAAUUUGUUUUUCAGAUCAAAGUCAUUAGAUUCGUACAUACAAAUCGAUAUUAGAAACAUGCAUGAAAGGUGGUGGUGGUGGUGGGAAUUUAAGAAAUGAAAAACUCACCAAUCAUUUUUGUUAAGAUUCUCUAACAUUCAGAUGCCUCCCAAGGUCAGUUUAAUUUUCAGUAUAAGCGUUAAGCGACUUUGGUAAAGCCAAGAGAAAAUAAAGUGUUUUAAAAUCCAA
This is a messenger RNA of Anolis carolinensis (green anole), 1532 nucleotides long. RefSeq names its product transmembrane protein 52B (gene tmem52b). The transcript has 5 exons. The record is from RefSeq and is a predicted model, not a curated record. Bases 705 to 1244 code for a protein of 179 amino acids. NCBI's taxonomy places the organism in Eukaryota, Metazoa, Chordata, Lepidosauria, Squamata, Anolidae.